This is a messenger RNA of Etheostoma spectabile (orangethroat darter), 6152 nucleotides long. It is a transcript of the gene paqr4a, whose product is annotated as progestin and adipoQ receptor family member IVa. The record is from RefSeq and is a predicted model, not a curated record. The transcript is spliced from 3 exons. Bases 811 to 1737 code for a protein of 308 amino acids. Gene Ontology annotation, molecular function: signaling receptor activity. Gene Ontology annotation, cellular component: membrane. Lineage: Eukaryota; Metazoa; Chordata; Actinopteri; Perciformes; Percidae.
CACUAAAGAAGAUGCAGGGGAAUUAAAGGCCGCCAGGGAAGACACCGCAUUUCAAGGAGUACGGCCAGCCAGAAAUAAUGGUGGGAAACAUUUGGAUAAAACAGAUGUUGAAGAAAGUGAAUUUAGACGUUACGGACAGGACGUCUUGUGUUUGGAGUCACCCGGCUAAAAUAUCUGCUUUUUCAUCUCCAGUCACAGCACAUCGGUAGCCGAGUGCCCGGCGGCUUGCUAGCCCGCAGUCCUUCCCAAAAUCUCCGCGCCAGUAUCACAGAUCUCAUCUGUUGUUCUUUUUGAAAGCGUUACGAAAGCUAGCACGCGUCAACGGAACUGAUUCGAAGCCCGUUUUCUGUCAUUAAAGUAAAGGUAUGACCCGCUAGUCCUCUGUUGCAAAUCUGACCGCUAGGAUCAAGCUAGCAUCAUCUGGAGUUGGAUGGACGCGCGGCUCACACUCAAACACCCACAGCAUCCGUGCCUGGGACGCGUUCAUGCCCGUGCUGCUGCGCUGGAAUGCUAACUAAUGAGGAAUUGGCUUUAACAUGACGAGGAACAUUUUGCCCCUUAACCGCUCAAGGCUGUCAGGUGCUACACGGACAUUCUUUAGAUGCCAUAUGUAAUGACCGUCCCGAGCUCGCACCAUGUAUGUGGCUGGCCGAGUCUGUCUCCAGCCUUGCGGGUGACACUCUCACAGGUACCGGCGGUUCAAAGCCAACAGCGGCGGCGCUGAAACACCGUCGCUGAGAGACUUUAAGUGAGCUUGCCAGUGCAAGCUAAGACGCUAUUAGCACAAUAUAGAACCACUAAACAGCACCAAUGGUAUCCCACAAGAUUUUAGUUGCAGUAAUCCUAUUAAAUGUGUAUAUAGGUGUACAGUCUGUUUUUUACUUUUUCGGCGGCGUCCUUUUAACGGGCUUGUUUGCUAUGGCAAUUUUAAAUGGACCCAGGCUUCUGGACUGGGCGAGUUCACCUCCACAUCUACAGUUUAACAAAUACGUCCUAACGGGAUACCGGCCAAGCUCCUCUGUGCAAGACUGCAUAAGAAGCCUGUUUUACCUGCACAAUGAACUUGGAAACAUAUACACUCACGGCAUCCCUUUGGUUUGCUUCCUGGUGCUGCUCCCUCUCCACAUCCCCUGGUCUCAGAUCAGCGUCACAUGGUUGGGCGUGGUGCACUUCCUGGCUUGCCUCUCGCCCCAGCUGGGCUCUGUGCUCUACCACCUCUUCAUGAACCACGAGGGAGGGGAGCCCGUCUACCACACCCUCCUCAAACUCGACGUGUGUGGAAUCUGCAUGAUCAACACAUUGGGGGCACUGCCCAUUGUCUACAGCACGCUGCUGUGCUACCCGUUCAUCCGCACCGUGGCCCUGUUAGUCUACAUCCUGCUGUCCAGCCACGCCAUCUACUGUGCCGUCACGGCUCGGAGCAGCGUUCGCCGAUUGCGCUCCUUCGCCUGGCAGGCGGUAUUCCGCUUUUCCUUCUUCUUGCUUCGCGGGGUGGGCUUGGGUGGCGGCAGCCCCACCUCGCUACGCCACUUCCUCAUGAUGGAUGCGCUGGCCGUGCUGGGCGGGGUCAUCAACAUCAUGCGCAUCCCGGAGCGCUUCCGCCCGGGCCUCUUUGACUACUGGUGCAAUAGCCACCAGAUCAUGCAUGUACUGGUGGUAGGCUCCAUCCUUUACCUACACUGGGGUGUGCUGGACGACCUGCUGUGGAUCAACAGCUACAACUGUCCCUCAGAUUGACCCCCCCCUGUAGCCCCCACCCCUUACAAGCACGAGCAUUGGGUUGUAAGGAUAUAAGACCUCUGAGGGGAUGGGGGUGUCUGCAGAGGGAAAGAAAAGGAGGGUAUUCAGGGGGAACUGAUGCAGUGAGGUGAGACAAUAUGUUCUCUGUGCAUGUGUUCACCUCAUGCGCUUAAACUCAGAAUGUUCAUAUCUACGUCCAUCUUGUUACUUUGUGCGAAUGUAGGCAAAAGUAUGUCAAGUAACACGCACAAGUGUUUUGACUCUGUCACUCUCCAUAAACAUGGAAACACAGGUGUAUGCGGACGGACACACACACACACACACACACACACACACACACACACACACACACACACACACACACACACACACACACACACAUACACACAUACACACAGCAAAUUUACAUACUUUAAACACUAAAUUUAAUGACUAAGUAUUGGACAUUAAGUAAAGGAUCUAGUAAAAUGUUACCGCUGAGUAUAAAGCCUUUACUUGAUAAUAGAAGUUUUACUUGAGCAUUAUCUGAUGUGGUUGGUUAAGACAGUCUGUGGCUAGAAGAUAUUGCAUGCUCAAGUCCUCUCAGAUGUCACUGUUGCUACCUAUGCAACACAUGCACAUUACACACACUACACACAGUCAGACACCCUCACACCUAUAUUUUUAUACUACAUGUACAUACUGUAAGUGCUGCACAAAGCGCUCAUAGAGUUUUCACUAGGUCCAACAGAGUUUUACAGGACUGGAUGUUUUGUUCGUGUUUCCUUGUUUUCUGCUACUGCCUCUUUCUUUAUGUGUCAGUCUGAUUUGUCCUUAAUGUCACAAGAUGCUGAGGAAAUGAAGAUGGGCGAGGGGGUUCAUUCCUGCGUGUGCCAGCUUGUCGGCGUUGAGUUUACUUGCUUUAGAUGGCUUGCACCUCACAUUACAAUGUAUUGUGCAGUGUUACCUGUUUCCAUUGCACCUGAGUUCCAUGCCAAUGAUAUUUAGGCAUUUUUAAGAAAUUAGAAAAAAUGAGAAAACGUGCAAUAAUUUACAAACUGUGUUGUUCAUUGGCAUUAUUGUUUGCCAAACUUUUGCUUAUGGGAAUGAGCAAUGUCAUGGUUAUUUAUUAUUACGAUUUAUGAUAGCUUCCCAUUGUAAGGAAGGAUUCUGGAAGGUGUUUUAUAACUUUUUGGUUAAUGCACUUGCAUUUGUUUUGUAGGAAAGCCCUCUAAUGUGUAUUUUAAAGUGACUAAACAGACAUGAUCAGGCACCUUAAAGCCACCAUAUGUACAUUAGCUUGUGAUGUCAAUGUAGCAACAAGAUGCACUGAAAGUUUGGGGUCGCCACUUAACAAUUGCCAACUUUUGAGGAAAUGUGAUUGUAAUUGUAAGUUUCUAAACAAUUGAUUAUCUUUACACUGUAACCCUUUUUAGAAAAGCAACAGCUAAAACCAACCUGCGUAUUGGCACAACAUGCACAAAAUACUGUAAUGAAAUUACAUAUUUAUUAACCUAUGCUUUGUAUUUAUUUGCUGAUACAGGUAACCUUGUGUCUCUGUCAGCUGCUUAAACGGUUUACGUUGUUGCUGUGCAGGAUCGCUGGCUAACAGAUCAAGUUAGAGGUCAGAGAAAAUCUUUAGUUGUAUACAAACUGUGCAAAUCCCGAGGAUUAGCUCCUCAUCUUCUCCCCACACAAUUAUUUCCCAGUGAUGUUUGACUUCUCAGUCACUCUGUAAUAUUCUAGAAAAAGAUUGGUCUCUAUUCAUUGCAAUUCACAAUAACAUUUGCAAUAAUCAACAAGAUAAAAAUCAGUUAUGUGACCUUGAAAAACUUGUGUAGCCCUCUUCUGAAGAUGUUAUUUAUGUUAUGUCUUUGACUUGAAUGAAAAUGGGUUUUAUUGUAUUUGGAUGUUUACUUGAAAUUGAUGGUUUAUAAGGGUCGGUCUUUAUUGCCACACAGUGGUGCACGUUGCCAUUAUUUAUGCUUUGUUAUUUAAAUGCAGCGCUUUUGCCCUGCAGCUGGAUUUGUGUUCUUUAAGUAGCACCUUUUUAACUCAAAUAGAGGUUACACACUGUGUCUUUUUAAGUUAGUUAUUAGUAAUUUAUUAAGCUGGCCUAACCAAUUAGGAAUGAACCCCCGUGCCCUCCGGUCAUGUAUAAGUUACAUCAGUUCUAUGUGAAUGUCCAUGAUAGAUGGACGAUGAUUGUUUGGCCACUAUAUUCUUCUGUGGUAUUUCAGUUACUACUCUAAAGUAGAAGUAACUGUCGCACUGUACUUCAUGCUUAGGACUAGUGGUUGAUUUCUUUUCCAAAGGCAGACUUUACUUAAUGACAUUGCACUUGCUUCCCAUGCCAACAGUCACAGCCGCCUACUGACAAGUCACCAGUCCCUUCAGACCCACUUCAUCUUACCAAAUAACCAGUGUCUGAGGUGUAACACAUCCUCUGCUUCCUGUGCUAACACUGACUCAUAGGUGAAGAAGGAUUUCCCACAGUCUUAAACACAUACACUAGCCUCAGACUGCGUCCCCGCACCCUUUUCCUAGAUAAAGAGUCAGAUACUUAUGUCUGCUAGUUUCACUCCGACACAGUGAUUAUUACAUACUAUGCCCGUCGUAUAAUGUUAAAGCUGAAACUAAUGUAUUAUUGGCCAUUGAAUGAAACCGAAAAAAAUGCAUGAAAGUAGCUGUAAAACAGAACCUAAUGUCUCAUAGUGUUAGCUAAUUGUUUGUUCAUUGUAGUUACUCAAAGGCCAUGUCACACACUCCUGGAAAUGACUGUGUGGGUUGGGGGGUGUGGUGGGGGGGGGGGUCACCACUACAAGAAGAUGACUGAACAGAUCAGAACAGAGGCAAUGCAUCACUAUCAAAUAAACUGCACUCUUCAUUGUUCUCAAAAGGGCUUUGGAUUUAAGUAAAUUAUAAUUAUGAAACAUAUUUCAAGUCCAUAUAAAUAAUGUAAAUACAUGUAUGUGGAUUAUAUAUACAUACAGUGCAAACGAUAUACCCUGAUUGAUUUUCGAUACGUACAAAAUAUAGGAUAAGAAGAACUGAGAUUAAUGGUUUGCCAUAUAUAAGAUGCUGCUCUCUCUCACAGCCGAAGCGAGUUAUGAGAGGGGGAAGCAGAUGCGGCUCGAUGUGGUGCUUCAGAUUAAUAUCAAGAAUGUGUGUUUGCUUAGCUAUGUCCAUAUGUAUGUGAACAACACAGAAAAAAAUGACUGAAAUUGGUUUCAGUGCAAAUGCAGAAUUUUUGAUCUUGUGUGACCCUAAUUAAGAAUGCUUUUGAUCAUUUAAAUGUAACCACUAUUUUUAAGACACGUGGGAAAGAAAGAUUUGUGACCAUCGUUGGGAAAUCUUGGCGGGCAUGUGAAUACCUCGUGACAACCACUGGUCUAUCUAUGCAUUAUCAGCCGAAGGAUACGUAACAGUGAAGUCGGUGUGUGUUUGUUGAAAUAGCCCUCUGAUCAACUGUAACAGAGGGCUUCGCUCCAACAUCCUGGGCCUCCCACUUCUCAGGGUGCCAUAACAGUAGCUGUAACAUCCAAGGCCUGACCUCUGUUCUCUGAAACAUGUCCGCGAGACUGUCAUCUACCUCCACCUACCCUAUCUGUUCAUGCUAUGAACUGGGUAACAGAUUGGACAGAAGGAAGGUGGAAAGGUAGUAACUAACCAUGUUACAGGAGUGGAACCUGGCCUUUUGUCUGUAUGUUAAAUGAAAAAAAGGACAUGACAUAUUAACACAUCACUAACAAAGUUCAUUUUGUAAUAUAACACAGGUGCCGGAUUGCCUGUUGAUGACCUGUUUAUAAUGGGCUACCUGGAUUGUUAUAUACUGAUUAUUAUGAUUACUGUUAUUGUGUGGAUCCUAAUAAUGACACUGGUCUUUGUGUACAGAUAAUGAGGCAAACCCCUUCCUUUAGGAUGAAGGGAGCUUACUGGAGGGUCUGUCUGUGAUCCGGCACUUCAUAUACGCAAUGUCGCGGCAUUUUUUUGACUGACAAUGAAUGAGUGUGGCUCCAUCUAGUGGAAGUUCAUGUGCACUGGUGCAGGCCAUACUGCAGGCAUUUGAAAAUAAUUGACAGCUUGUAAUACUGUCCUUACUGGUUUGGGAUUAUUCUCCAGGGUUAUUUAUUUGUAUUUCCAGACAAUGUAUGUUCACAUGUGUUUAUAGGCUUUCCUGCUAAACCCAUACAGGCGUGAAAUCAGUAUGUUGUCAAAUUUACUUUCUCCCCUAGUACUGAUGGGGUGCGGCUGACUGCCUCCCCAUGAGCAUUAUCCAGUCUGUGUCCUUGCAAAUAAUGUGCAGGAAAACAGACGUUCUGUCAUUCACACAUCUGUCCAACAUUAGUGAUUAGUGUCCCGUGUAACAGACAGGCUCUCACACUCCUCAGUCUCCAGCAACAAUUGUGCAAUAAACUGAAGUCUAUAUUUUU